AUGGGCCUUCGCAAUGCACAAGGCGAAAGCCUUCAACGCAUGAUUGCCGUUUUGGGCGCGGUGGCUUUCCUUGUUCAAGGGUACAAUCAAGCCAUGAUGAACGGCUUCAUGACCCUGCCAAGCUUCUUGGAAACGGUUCCUGAAGUUGAUACAACCCACACCACGGGCUCUCAAAAGUCGCAUAACUCUACUAUUCAAGGUCUUGUGAUUGCUAUUUUUGAGAUUGGAUCUGCGGCCGGUGCCCUUUCAUGUCUUUUUAUUGGCGACAAGCUUGGUCGACGCAAGACCAUGAUGCUGGCUGGCACUAUUGCUACUGUAGGGAUCAUUAUUCAAGCGACUACAUACUCGCUUGCUCAGAUCCUGGUCGGACGAACCGUGACCGGUGUUGGGAUUGGUAUGUACACCGGCACAGUUCCCAUGUACGUGAGUGAAACAGCCAGCGCCGAGAAGCGCGGCCGUCUCGUCCUGAUAGAAGGCGUCUUCGCCUUGAGCGGAUUCUUCAUCGCAUCAUGGGUCAAUUUCGGCAUGUAUCAUACAACCGGAUCAGUGAGCUGGAGAUUCACCAUGGCUCUACCACUGGUCUUCAUCAUCGUCCUUCUCUCCCUGACUCCAUUCCUACCCGAGUCUCCUCGCUGGCUAGCCAAGCAGGAUAGGCUAGACGAAGCAACCCACAUCAUGUCCCGUCUCCUGGCAGCACCCGCAGACGAUCCCUCAGUCAUCAGAGAAGUAGCCGUCAUCCACGCCGCAAUCCAAAGAAGUACCAGCGGCGCCAAAACAUCCGGCAGUCUUUUCUCCAUGAAUAAGAACCGCCAUUUGCACAGAUUGCUGAUUGCCAUGAGCGUCACCAUGUUCACCCAGCUGAGCGGCAUCAACGCAAUCACAUUCUACUCGACCUCCAUCUUCGAAGAAACCCUCGGCUACUCCGGCACCGACGCACGAAUUCUCGCCGCAUGCCUGCAAAUGGCUCUUGCGCUCGGCGGUCUGACUGCCGUCUUCGUAGUUGAUCGAUUCGGCCGUCGACCGCUGAUGAUGUUCUCGUUAGCCGCGAUGGUCGUCGAGCAGGCGGCCGUCGCAGGUUUGACCUCCAACCUCGGUAAUGCGGCAGCGAGUCGUGCGGCCGUCUUCUUCUAUUUCAUGGCUGACUAUACGCUCACGAUUGGCAUGUUUAUCAUUCCAUUCAUGUACGGUGCUGAGAUUGCGCCGCUGGAUAUUCGGCACCAGGUCACGGCCAUGGGCGCGAUGAGUUCUUGGCUGUUCAAUUUUAUGGUUGCGGAGGUCAGCCCGAUUGCGUUCUCGAGUAUUAAGUGGAAGUAUAAUAUUGUUUAUGCGGUGACUAGUGCUGUUGGUGUUGUUGUUAUUUUCUUGUUUUAUCCGGAGACGAGAGGGAGGUCGCUUGAGGAGAUUGAUCAGAUUUUUAUCAGGUCUAAAUCUAUCUUCGAUCCUGUUCGAGUGGCGAAGAAGCUGCCCAUGGGGAUGGAUCUGAUGGAGGAGAUGGAUCGCAAGAAUGAAUCUGAGGUUGUGGACGCGGUAUGA
Messenger RNA from Penicillium manginii, 1533 nucleotides. Its product is annotated as sugar porter family MFS transporter. Gene Ontology annotation, cellular component: membrane. Lineage: Eukaryota; Fungi; Ascomycota; Eurotiomycetes; Eurotiales; Aspergillaceae. Gene Ontology annotation, molecular function: carbohydrate:proton symporter activity. The transcript has 3 exons. The coding region runs from base 1 to 1533 and encodes 510 amino acids. The record is from RefSeq and is a predicted model, not a curated record. Gene Ontology annotation, biological process: transmembrane transport; carbohydrate transport.